Molecule: messenger RNA, 4782 nt
Organism: Rotaria sp. Silwood1
Lineage: Eukaryota; Metazoa; Rotifera; Eurotatoria; Philodinida; Philodinidae
Source: the annotation of a GenBank genome assembly
AUGGAACAACUUUCACGUUUAACAUUUCCAAUGAAUUAUUACGAAUCAUAUAAUUUAACUAAUUCGAUUUUAAACCCAACAACACCAUCAACAUUAGAAAUGAAAUCAAAUGGAAUUAUUGAUUAUAUUGGUUCACAUCUUGAACGAAUUCGAUUACUUGUUAUUGUUUAUUUAUUAACAAUAAUAUGGAUACUUUAUCUUAUAUUAUAUCAUUCGCGUACACAAGGUAUUACAUUAUUUUAUACAGUGGCUAUCAAAAUUAUUCGACUAGAAAAUGAUGGUUUAUCUUCUUCAAUAAAUUCAAAUUAUGAUCAAAAUAUUCAAUUAGAAUCGAUUCAAACUUCACCAAAAUUAUUUUCAUCAAAUAAAGAUAUUGAAAAAUCUUUUAAUAUGAUAAAUCAAAACUCUUAUGGAAAUUUAUCAGAUCAUCUAUCGAAUUAUCAAUGUCAAAAAAUUAAUUUUGAUUAUUCUCAAGAGAAUUUCUCAAAAUAUCGAACAGAUCAAUAUUAUAAUAGACCUUUUUAUAAUUCUUAUCAAGAUUAUUCUGGACAAACAUUGUUAUUUUGUCCAAAUAACAAUGAAUAUAAUUAUUUAUCGUUAAAUUGCAAAGUUGCUUAUCAUCGUUUAGAAUAUUUAACUGAAAAAUUACUUGAAUUAUCAUGUAAAUCACAUGAAAAAGUUCAAGAAAAGGAAUGUAAUCAAAAAAUAUUAUCAAAUCCUAUUCAAAAAUUAUUUUCAUCAUCAUUCAAAAACAAUUUUUGUAAUCAUCAAUCAUCGAACAACGAUAAACAAGAUAUUUUUUUGAAUGUAAAUAAUCAACAAGAAUAUAAUAAAAGAUCAUUUCAUAUUCCGAUUGUUUAUAUAUCUAAAAAAAAUUUUUAUCCUAAAAUAAAAAUUAUUCCUGUUAAUAGUUGUCAACAAUUCUUAUCAAAUAAACAUUCGUUGGAUAAAAUAAAAAGUAUGUCAACAAUAAGAACGUUACGAUCUGAAUCUCAAUGUUCUUCUCCACCCAUUGAAUCAACGGUUCCAUUAGUUUCUACGAACGAAAGACGACGACAUUCAAUAACAACAACAAAUGCAUCAGAAAUAAAGUCAAAUAUUGAAAAACUUCCUUUAAAAGAUCGUCAAAAAAAAGUCACUUUAGAAGUUAAAACAAAUACUUAUAAUAGAAAAGUACAAGUUAAAACAACACAAAAAGAUACGAUUUGUACAAAAACAAAAUCAUCAAAUUCAAAUGAAACUCAAUUAACUUCACCACAACAAACUCAAUUUGAACAACCACCAAAAUCAUUAACAUCAAAUAGUUGUAUUCAAAGUGUUCGUGUUAGUGUUAGUUCACCAACAAAUGAUAAUAAAUAUCUUGAUAAACCAGAACCACAAUCUCCAACUUAUUCAUCAAUGAUAUCAAAUUUUAUUCGAGAAAAUCUUAAUGAACAACCACAAUUUGAUGAUAAAGAAGAAACAUUUAAUCAUCGACCACUUCUUGAUCUAAUCAAUGAAUUAAAUCAACGUAAUUCAUUAAAACAAACACAAUAUGUACCAGAACUUGAUCAUCAUCAUCAAACUUUAUCACCAUCACCAUCACCAUCAAGAAUUUUACCACCCAAACAACUACCUACUUUUACACCUGUUAUUGUUCAUAGAAAAUAUCAGGAACCAAUUGGUCAUUUUGAUUUAGUGGAUAAUAGUGAAAAUUCAUCUUUAUCAAAUGUAUCAUUUAAUCCUCGUAAUAGUCGAAGUGGAGUUAUGAGAAGUUAUACAUUUACAACACCAGAUGAUAUUGAUACUGAUUCUAAUAAAAUAUCUUCUGUUAGUACAACAACAUUUCAAUCAACACCUGAAUUAACUUCUUCAAAUCAAUCAGUUAUAUCAAAUGUUCUUAAUACAAAACAUAAUUCACCAUUAUCAACAAGUGCAAGUAGUUUAACUAGUACAUUAAAUGUUAAUACAACAGGCACGUCUACUACAAAUAUUGAUGACAAAAAUGAGGCCAAACGUAAAGCAAUUGCUAUGCAAAUGUAUGAUACAGAAAAAUCUUAUGUUGAAGCACUUAAAAAUCUUGUUACGAAAUAUUAUUUACCAAUGAAAGAUAAAGAUAUUGUUUCCAAUGAUCUUAUUAAUGAUAUUUUUUAUAAAAUACCAGAAAUUCAUAUUCAUCAUACGGCAUUUUUAUUAUCGCUCUCUCAAAAGUUGAAUCAGUGGGAUAAUAAACAAACAGUUGGAGAUAUUGUUUUACAAAUGUUCACUCGAACAUCAGUUAUUGAAACUUAUACAAGUUUUGUUAAUAAUUAUAAAACGGCUCAAAUAGCAAUUCGUUUAUGUCGAGAUUUUUCAUCAUUUAAUAAAUUUCUUGAACAACAAGCACGUGAUCAUCAUGGUAAAUUAACAUUGAGAGAUUUAAUAAUUCAACCGGUGCAACGAAUUCCAAGAUAUGAAUUAUAUAUAAAAGAUUUUCUUAAAUGUACAAAUCCAAAUCAUCCUGAUUAUCAAUUAUUGCUUAAAGCACAAUCAGAAAUUCAUUCAUUAGCUGAAAAAAUUGAUCAAGUACAAAAAGAAGUUGGUUCAACUGACUUAACUGUUACUAAUAAUUCAUUAGAAGUUGUUCAAGAUAUGAUUGAAAAUUUAACUGAUUUAGUUAAUGCUGAUCGUUAUUAUAUUCGUCAUGAUGUUGUUACACUUCAAUCACCAUUAGGAUUAAAAAAAGAUCGAUGUAUUUUUUUAUUUAAUGAUCUUAUUAUAAUAACAAUUUGUAAACGAAGAAGUGGAACUUUAACUAAAAAAACAACUAAUUCAGUUAUUGUAAAUUCUCCAUCUGGAAAACAAUAUAUUGAUAAUGCAAAACAUAAAUUAAUAAUGAAAAUUUCACUUGAAAGUGUUGAUCUUGCUGCAGAUCAUUUAAAAAAACGAAAAUCGUCUGUGUCAACUCCUCCAUCAUUAUUAAAAUCAAAUUCAAUAUCAAGUACAACUUCAGAAAAACAUCGAAAUCUUGAAGAAGAUGUUAUUAUUCUUGGACAAAUGACGAAUUUAGCUAAAACAAUGACUGUACCUCAUCAGCAAUUAGAUGAUUUACUAAAAGAAACUCUUAAUAAUAUAAAUAAACAAUUAAUUGAUGAAACAAUAUCUACAACAAAUAUUCGAAGCACAACUCCAGAUCCAUUUAUUCUAUCUGAUAAUAUACAACAAAAAUCAAAUAAUAUUCAAUUAAUUAUACAUACAACAGAACGUACAGAAACAAUUGAUGUUAUAUUUGCAUCAUCAGAAGAUAAAAUAAUAUGGGAAAAAAGUUUUCUUGAAGCGAAAAGAAUUCUUUUUGAAACUGCUGCUGGUAAAAGAAAAGUUAUUUUUCAACAUGUUCUUACUCUUCCAUAUACUCGACCAGGAAGUCAAUUUUCAUGUGGUGUUGCUCGUUCUUAUUCAGAUGAUUUAUUUUUAUGUUAUACUGAUGGUGAUAUAUAUUUAAUUAAUAUUGAAUCUAAUGCAACAUUAAAAAGUUCGAAUAAAAUUCCAUUAUCAGGAAUAAAUUGUAUUGGAUAUAUUCCAUCAAAUAAAACUCGUCGAUCAUCAGUAAAUAUAACUAAACAAGAGGAUGAUCAUGAUCAUAAUCAUCAUCAUCAUCAUCAUCAUCGUGGUCACGAUAAACGUAAUUCAGUUUUUCAAGAACAAUUAAAUACUUAUAGCAAAGCAAGAACUAUUGAUUCAUUACUUGAAAUUGAUUCAAGUGAUGAUGAUGAUGUGAUAAAUAAUGAGGAGAAUUUAUCAUUAAAUGAAUCAUCAUCAAAUUUAUCUGAAAGUAAUUUAAAUAAUGAACAUUCAGAAACAAGACAAGCUACAAUAUGGUUAGGAACACGAGAUGGAGGUUUAUUUAUAUGUGAAUGUUCACAAACAGUAAAAACAUUUGGACGAAAAAGUCGAAUAUGUAAACAAUUAAAUUCUUCAAUUCAUUCAAUUUUAUAUACCGAUAAUAAAGUAUUUCUUGCUUUAAAUUAUGGACAAUUAUGUAUUUUUACUAGAGAUAUAAAUGAUCGUUGGGAUUUUGAUUGUCCAAUAAUUAAAUCAAUUGAAGAAAAUUCUAAAAAAUCUGAUAAUGGAAAUGGAGAAUUUAAUAAUGAUGAAAAUAGUGAUCGUAUAUCAAUAUUAACAUUAGUAGCUGGUAGAUUAUGGUGUGCUAUACGAGAUAAAAUAUAUGUUGUUUGUCCAAAUUCAUUAAAUGUUGAACAUUCAUUUAUUGUUGAUGAUUGUCAUCGUCAUGUAUCAAGUAUAGCAGCAGGUGGAUCAUCAAUGCAUCAUGUAUGGAUUGCAUCACAAGGUUCACAUGAAAUUCGUCUUUAUCAUGCAACACAUUUUGUUUGUUUACUUGAAACAAGUAUAAGAACGGCAGUUACACAAAAAUUACAAACAUGUGAUGAUAUAAUUCGUGCUCAUAAAUUAGGUUGUCUAUAUGUAAGUACACUUUAUGUUUGUAAAGAAACAUUAUGGAUUGGAACAAGUUCUGGUGUUAUUCUCAAUUUAACAAUUCCACAAUUAAUUGAUUCAUUAUCAACAAGUACAAAUAAUAAAUUAACAUCAAAUUCUAUUCAAUUAAAAGGUUUAUCAUAUGGUCAUGCUGGACCUGUUAGAUUUAUUAUUUCAAUUGAUAAAAAUUUUAUUUCAACAACAGAAGAAGGUACAACAAUUAAAACAUUUGUUAUUACUAUUGGAGAUGGUUUUGAAGAUUAUAAUAAUAAUGAUGAAACAUUAGGAAAAGAUGAUGCUCUUUCACAUCUUAUUCUUUGGAAAAUAUGA